AUGUCUAAAGUUGGCUACUACGAUAGUCUCAUGAUCGAGGCACUAGCCCGACCACUGAGAGUGCCCAAUGCUAACACUUCAUUGGUGAUAAAAGCGCUAAAUCACAUCACAGCAUGCCCAUUCCACCCUUCCAUCAACUUGGCGUUGUGCAAUAUUCUACGCAAUUUGAUAGUGGAAGUACGUUCCAAGUCCAAUGCCGUGGACCAAUACCAGCACAUUAUCCAGGUCAUGAAAGUUUGGUUGUCAUUUCCAUCACAUCCUACCCAAGUGGUUUUCAAUUCUCAUCUUCCGGGAAACCAAUUUUUAUUUCGAUGUCUAACGAGCGUUACCAAGUAUCUAGCACCGAUAGUUGAUACCAAGGAUACGAAACUACGCAACAAAGUCAACCAUUGUCUUACAACAGUAGGCAUUUUCCAACAUUUUUACCUUGACAUUGGCGAUAACGAAGACACCACUGGGUUCAUCGAGUGUUUUUUUGAAAUGCAAAAAAGCUCAAAAGAACCAAACGAAAGUUUCAACGAGUUUGUCAUGUGGCUCCAUGACCAGGGAACAUCCGAGUACAUUGACCUUAGUCGCCAGCUCUUCUCCAGGUUCUAUACCGACGAAAACGAUCCUAUGCUCGACGCUACCUACGGGUACAUUUUUUGA
Messenger RNA from Meyerozyma guilliermondii ATCC 6260, 648 nucleotides. RefSeq lists its product as uncharacterized. The transcript has a single exon. The coding region runs from base 1 to 648 and encodes 215 amino acids. The record is from RefSeq and is a predicted model, not a curated record. NCBI's taxonomy places the organism in Eukaryota, Fungi, Ascomycota, Pichiomycetes, Serinales, Debaryomycetaceae.